Messenger RNA from Lotus japonicus, 1349 nucleotides. RefSeq names its product ubiquitin-conjugating enzyme E2 22. Lineage: Eukaryota; Viridiplantae; Streptophyta; Magnoliopsida; Fabales; Fabaceae. The transcript has 7 exons. The record is from RefSeq and is a predicted model, not a curated record. Bases 283 to 1092 code for a protein of 269 amino acids.
UAUUUUUAUGCCAUCAAAGUUCCACCAAUCAAUCAAUCAUUCAUUCCAAGGAGGGAUCGCUCUCUCUCUCUCUCUCUCUCUCUCUCUCUCUCCUCAUUGUCUCACUCCUUCCCCUCUCUCUCCCAAAAGCUUCAAUCUUUCUGCAAACAAGGAACUUUUACUUUGGCUUGAUUGCAUCCUUUGCUCCCAGCAGCGAAUUUGUGAAUUCACUCAAUUGUCGGGGAAGGGUUCAUUCCUCUUCAGUGGCAGAACAAAACAGGGUGUGCAGGUGCCUUUGUGCUGAUGGCCACGAAUGAAAAUCUUCCACCAAAUGUAAUAAGGCUACUUGCCAAGGAGUUGAAAAAUCUUGAUGAAUCCCCUCCAGAAGGCAUCAAAGUCGUGGUAAAUGAUGAUGAUUUUUCAACAAUAUAUGCUGACAUUGAAGGCCCAGCUGGGACUCCUUAUGACAAUGGAGUUUUCCGAAUGAAGUUGUUACUGUCCCAUGAUUUUCCACAUUCUCCACCUAAAGGUUUUUUCCUGACUAAGAUCUUCCAUCCAAAUAUUUCAUCCAGUGGAGAGAUUUGCGUCAACACUCUUAAAAAGGAUUGGAAUCCUAGCCUUGGGUUACGGCAUGUCCUUAUUGUUGUUAGGUGUCUGUUGAUUGAACCAUUCCCAGAAUCAGCUCUUAAUGAACAGGCUGGGAAACUGCUGCUUGAAAAUUAUGAGGAGUAUGCUAGACAUGCCAGGAUUUACACAGGAAUCCAUGCAAAACCAAAGCCCAAAUUCAAAAGUGGAGCUAUAUCUGAAUCAACGACUGCUCUGAAUGUUGAUCAGACAAACGCGGCUGUGCUUGGUGCUGACAUUAAAACCACACCACAGAGUGCUGCAUUGCCACUCCCAUUACCACCAUUGUCCUCAACCACUGCAACAAGAGGAAACAAUCAGGAACAGGUAGCUGUUGUUAUGACUGAGAAAAUCGUUAAUGGUUCCACUGCUGCUGCUAUGGCAGUUUCUGCUCCUGCUGCACCACAAAGGAAAGAAGGUGGACAAGCAAAAGCUCAGGCAGACAAGAAGAAGAUAGAUGCAAGAAAGAAAAGUUUAAAAAGAUUGUGAUCAAGUUGUUCAAUAAUUAAACAUCUUUAUUUGUGGCUUAGUUUUGUAAUUUUGAUAGAGAGAAGAAAGGGAGGGGGCGGGGAAAGGGGUUCUACGUUUUCUUUUAUAAUGAUUAGUUUCAAUUUCCAUGAGUAAAAUGAUUGAAAUUGAACUGUUGUCUUUGGACUUGUGUUACUGAGCAUUCUUCUGUAAUAUGAUCUUUGGAAAAAAAAAUUCUCGCCCUUGUUCAGAAUAAUAAUAAUACUAUGUUCUAAAAA